AUACUUUCUCGCGUUAGUCGUUCGGUUAGUACGCUAGCACGUUGAUUUGCGCGGAGGUAGUACGUCGAAGGACGGCGCAGGGUUAUCGGGAGAACGGCCACUGAGGGCGCGGCGUUCUCACUAUCGUUACGCCCGGCUCCAACGGAAUAACCAAUCGGAGCCGCGGCAACGCCGCCAUUCUAUCGAGUUCGUGGCACGCCCUACAACUUCCUCCAUUGUCCUUCUUUCCGGGAUACUCUGCGAGGAAGGAUGGCUCAGAACAAUUAUUUUGGGUUUACUCACGGCGGAACGCAAUAUGGGGCAACCAGCGCUGCCGCUUAUCAAACCGGCCAAGCGGGAUACGCAGUAACGCCAGCGGCAACCGCCGCUACGUAUACUCAACGCCCGGCUGCCGCGGCGGCUACAGGCUACGAGACUUAUCAAGCAGCUGCAGCUGCAGCAGCUACAGGCACUACUUACGCAGCUGCAAAUCCUGGAACCGUAGCUCAGACAUACGAUUACGGUUACGGCAGAGCUGCUCCCGCAGCUACUUACGACGCCACUAAAACUUAUUAUCAACAACCUGCUGCUGCAGCUGCUACUUAUACCACUACAGAAACGCACUAUCAAGCUGCAAAACCUGCAUACAGUACGACAAGUGCCUACACGGGCACCGCGAGACAAGCUACUACCACAGGACAAGCUAAAACUUAUCAAGCGUCGAGCACAGCUUAUCAACAGUCUAAUCCCACACAAAGUGCUACAUAUUCUUCAGGGUAUACAGCUCCAGCUACUCCAGCGGCUACACCAUCCACUGCGACGAAUAAAACGGCGAGUACAACGUAUUCCGGCUACGACGCAGCGCUUUAUAGCGCUGCGACUAUGUAUGUAGCCCAACAGAGUGCAAACAGCAAUUCGACUAACCAGAAGACUGGAGGUUGGCAGGGCUACGGACGGAAGGGAUUCGGAACUGGAGGGGGAGGGAUGAAGGCAAUGCGGCCAAAGCAGCCUCCCAAGCCUCAGCAACUUCACUAUUGCGAUGUCUGUAAGAUCAGCUGUGCUGGACCUCAAACCUACCGAGAACAUUUGGAAGGACAAAAGCACAAGAAGAAGGAAGCUUCCUUAAAAGUACCUCAACAACCUCCAGCACGUGGAGCAGGAAAUAGUCUACGUUGCGAAUUGUGCGAUGUUACCUGUACGGGUAACGAUGCAUACGCGGCCCACAUCAGAGGUGCCAAACAUCAGAAGGUAGUGAAAUUACAUACAAAACUUGGAAAACCAAUUCCAAGUGCCGAUCCUACUGUUUUGAAUCCAAAACCUGCAGCAGCAACAAAAACUACAGGAACUAAGAAGCCUACGGUGACUGCAACUCCUAAAAUUAAUUUCGUUGCCUCUGGCAAUUUAGGUACUGUUAAUCAAAAUCAAACGACUGAAAUAAAAACGGAAGAAGCAGUUACGGAAGAAACUGUUGAAGAAGCAGCUGUAGAUGAAAAAGAUAUUCAACCAGUCGGUCAAGAAUAUAUCGAAGAGAAUAAGUCUGAAGACGGAAAGAUAAUAAGCUUUAACUGCAAACUUUGCGAAUGUCGCUUUAACGAUCCUAAUGCCAAAGAUAUGCACAUGAAGGGAAGGCGCCAUCGAUUUGCUUAUAAGAAGAAGGUUAAUCCUGACCUUGUCGUCGAUAUGAAGCCAAGUUUAAAGCAAAGAAAAAUGUUAGAGGAGAAACUUAGACGACAACAGAUGCGAGAUGAAUAUUUACGACGUAGAGAAGAAAUUAAUCAAUUGGGUCCAAUGGGACCAAUGAUGGACGAAGAAAUGAUAUAUUGGGAAGAACGUCGUCGGUACGAAGAAGAAUGUGAAUAUUACGAAUGGUAUAGACGUUAUGGACGUGGACCAGGUGCUCCUCCAAUUCCAAGACCCUUUCCUGGUCCACCGCCAUUGAUGAUGUUCCCUGGACCACAGAGGCGACCAGAUUCGUCCGACGAUAAACAUGUAUUAGCUCACCAUACAACUAUAUAUCCUAAGGAACAAGAACUGCUGGCAGUUCAAAAGAUUGUUUCGCAUACGGAGAAGGCUUUGAAGUUUGUGUCGGACGCGUUGGCAGAAGCUGGUAAAAAAACGACCACUCCGGUUACUACUACGACUGCUACUCCUACGACUCCGGCACCUGCUAAUACGCAAGUAAUUUCUCCGGAUGCUAUAAAAAAGGAGGAUGGAGAUAAGAAGAAAAUGACGCAACCACAAAAAGAGGAUGGUAGCGAUGGAAAUCUUUUUUCAUUCCAAAAGGAGAAAGAAGAUUCGAGAAUAUUACGAGGUGUUAUGCGUGUUGGAAACCUAGCUAAGGGACUGUUGUUGUCAGGUGACAAUCACGUAUGUCUUGUUGUGUUGUGUGCUGAGAAACCUACAAGGACAUUGUUGAACAAGGUUGCAGAAAUUUUACCGGCUCAAUUAAAAAUCGUUGCUCCAGAAGAUACUUACAACGUUGGGAAGCAUCCAGAGUCUGCUGCUCUUACUGUUUCCGGAGGUUCAGUAACAGUCAGUGUAACGCUCACCAGUCCUCUCAUGCGCGAAACGCCUAAAACAGUGGCAACAGCAGAUAAUGCUGGACAGCAGCAACAGGGAGCUGCUCAACCGCAAACCACGCCCGCGACGCCCGCCGUGACGAAACCAGAUCCACCAGAUGUACUUCCCAAGGCUAAGUGUUUGGAGGCUUUAGCUGCACUCAGGCAUGCCAAGUGGUUUCAGGCUAGAGCAACUUCACUGCAGAGCUGUGUAAUGGUCAUUCGCAUAAUGCGCGAUCUUUGUAAUCGUGUACCUACGUGGGGACCUUUGAAUCCAUGGGCACUAGAAUUAUUGACUGAAAAAGUUAUAAGCACGGCUGGAGGACCUCUCAGUCCAGGCGAAGCCUUACGGAGACUUUUGGAAUGUGUAGCUGGAGGGAUAUUACUACCAGGAAGUCCAGGAUUAUCUGAUCCAUGUGAGAAAGAACCGGUAGAUGCGAUAGGUAAUAUGUCGGCUCAACAGAGGGAAGACAUAACAGCUUCGGCGCAGCAUGCACUACGAUUAGUUGCAUUCCGCCAAAUUCAUAAGGUUCUUGGUAUGGAACAACUACCACCACCAAAAUAUAAGGGUAGAUUUGCAAGAAAACGAAGACGAGACAAUAGUAACGGGGAAGGAACGGACAGUGAAGCUUCAAAAAAGGACAAAAAAGCUGAGGAGAUCAAAAUGGAGACUGACUCCAAGUAGAUCUACCAAAACACAUUCGCUUUAUGAAUUUACCCAUAACUUAUAUAAUGUAAGAAAACUUUCCCUCGUGUCAAUUGCUUGUUUAAAAAGAUAUAUUUAUGAAUUAGGAAUGAGACACAUACGAAUAGAAAAUGAAACUUGUAACUGUUGCUAGAAGGUAUUUGUUGACUACAACAAAAACAAAAUAAUAAUAAUAAUAAUAAUAACAAUAACAACAGGCAAACGUAUUUUGACAUUACACGAUACAAUUACAUAUAUUAAUAUUUCUUGAACAAUGGCGAUCAUAUUUUCAGAUACAUUGAAAUCUUCCAUCACGACUUGUUUUAUCUUGUUAUGUAUUAAGUAGUUUUACUCGACUAGGUAAUUGUUUGUUUACAAUUAUCACAUGAUUUUUAACUUCAAAAAGACGUAAUAGUUCUUUUUGAUCAGCUAGUUCAAUUUACAUUGUAUAUUUUAUUAUAUCUUGAAUGAUAGUGUUCUUUUGAAGUACGGGUUAUUUCUUUCUCUUGAUGUCUCUAGUAUUCAUUAUAGGUUUUGUUUUCUUUUCUUCGUUAGCUAUUUUAAGUUCUUAGUGUGAACUUUGUAAGCAGCCAUUUGUUUUUCUUUUUUAAUUCAAUAAGGUUGCCUAUCUCGAUAGAGACAUGUUCACGUUUGUAAUGUGCGACCAUGACCUUCGUAUAUAUCAAAUAAGAUACAAUUUAUUCUCUACGAAACAUCUUCGCGAUUAUAGGAUUAUUAUUGAUCUUUCCCAAACAGGCAAUUGGUACGAUUAGCGCCAGUACUAGGUUUUUGUCGAAGGAAAUGAUGGAUGCAUUAGUUUUGAAUACAUAUUAGCUAUGUUUCAAAGUCACAUAGUGUAUGAUGCAAAAAGUUUAAUGUGAAGCAAAAAAAAAAAAGAAAGAAAGGAAACGGAGAACGAAAAAAAAGAAAAGAAGAAAUUGAAAUUAAGUGAGAAACGAAGAUGAACAUUUCUAAGUUUGAUGAUGGUUAAGUGUAGGAAUAGGAUAUGCAAAGAUUUUGUGUGUAUGUUGUGUGUGUAGUCGUACAUAAGUGCAGAACAUUCGGCUGCACCGAUCACUUAUUAGCAGAAGCGCAUACGCCUAUACCGCGUAUAUUGACUUACGCAGAAGAUUCCAAGAAUAUAUUUACAUAGGUCUAUUGUUAAAAUAGAUUAUCUGGCGUACCACGAACGCGUAUAAAAAAAUUUCAAUGAACAUUUUGUAGUUCUAUUCAAAAUCUUUUCUUACCGUUUAUUAUGAGAGAAAAUUAAAAAUAUUAUUUUACAGAAAUAAUAUAUUCUUUACCAAUAGUGUAUGGGUCUUCUGUUGUACUUUGAAGUCAUCAUUGAAUAAAUCAACAUACAUGAUACAUGAAUAUAAAA
Molecule: messenger RNA, 4603 nt
Organism: Vespula pensylvanica (western yellowjacket)
Lineage: Eukaryota; Metazoa; Arthropoda; Insecta; Hymenoptera; Vespidae
Gene: Zn72D
Product: zinc finger RNA-binding protein
Exons: 11
Coding region: 250-3222 (990 amino acids)
Cellular component (GO): precatalytic spliceosome
Molecular function (GO): double-stranded RNA binding; zinc ion binding; single-stranded RNA binding
Source: RefSeq, a predicted model, not a curated record